CUGCUGACUGUUCGCCGCCGACUUGGACUCCUCUGCGGUCUGCCUGACUGCGACGAAAGCCCGCCUGCCGCGGCAGCCACGGUAACAACCCUGAGAGGCCUUUUCGCGCAUCUGCGAACCACUUGCCUGCCCUUCCUGCGUAUCGCUGCCUUCAUCAUGCAGGAGAUUACAGCCAUCGAUGUACCCGACGUUGCCACGCUCUGCCAGCCUUCUGCCGAAAAAUCGGUGGAUGAGUUCAUUCUCCUGCUGGCCUAUUUGGGCCUGCCCCUGGGACCCGAGGACCUUCUCACCGUGCUGACGGCGGAAUGCGCUCAAAGUGCCGACUUGGAAGAACCUUUCCCAAUAGAUUUACAGAAGAGAGAUUCUUCGACUUCCCUCUGCUUGGCACGUCUCAUUACCUCGUGGUGUCUUGCAGGCCGCUCCACCGAUAGUCGGAAGCUCUAUACCGACCUGCGUCAGCGUUUCCUUCCCCAGCUGACAGAGCCUCCAACCCUUUUGCCAAAACCGCAGAUUCGCGUACCCCGUCUCAUUAGCCUGCCCCGGGAGUACAUUAGACUGUUAGCGCUGGCAAAUGAAUGGAAGUUAGUUCCAUCGUCUUUAUCCUACUCCGCUAUCUAUCUGUGUACCACUUUUAAAUCGCAAGCGAUUCUUUUACCCUUUACCAAUCUCUGA
This is a messenger RNA of Dibothriocephalus latus, 672 nucleotides long. The record is from the annotation of a GenBank genome assembly. Lineage: Eukaryota; Metazoa; Platyhelminthes; Cestoda; Diphyllobothriidea; Diphyllobothriidae.